AUGGUAGUGGGAGAGAUGUGGCGUCUAAGGUUUGUAUUGAAGAUUUCUUACUUGAAGAAAAAAAGGAACAUCCCAGGCCCAAAUCUGGUCUUCCCAUUCAUCGGCAACGCAAUUUCCUUCGUCCUCAACACCACAAAAUUCUGGGAGCUCCAAUCUGCCAAUGCCAAGUCCUCCUGCUCCGGCUUCUCCGCCAACUACAUAUUCGGCCACUUCAUGAUUUUCAUCAGCUCCAGCGACCUCACCCUCAAAGUCCUUGCCAACGUCAGACCCGACGCCUUCCAGCUUGUCGCCCAACCAAUCGGCAAAAAACUCUUGGGCGAUCGCAACCUCAUCUACUUGGUCGGUCAGGAACACAAAGACCUCCGUCGCCGAGUCAUCCCAAACUUCACCCCGAGACCUCUCUCCACUUACAUUUCAAUCCAACAAAUCAACAUCCUCAAGCACUUGAAAUCAUGGGUACAUUUACAAUCAUCAAGGACCCCCACAAAACCAAUCCCUCUGAGAAGCCUCGUUCCAGAUAUGAAUCUCGAAAUCUCCCAGGCAGUGUUCGUUGGUCCUUACUUAAGCGAAGAAGCAGUGAGACAAAGAUUCAAUGAAGACUUUAAUUUGUUUAACGCUGGCAUGAUCAACCUUCCAAACGAUUUUUCUGGAUUCGCUUUUUGGUACGCCAGGCUCGGGGCCCAAAGGCUUCUCCAAACUCUAGCAACAUGCGUAAGGGAAAGCAGAACGCGAAUGAUGAAUAAUGACGGUUUUAAGCCAACCUGUAUGUUAGAUUUUUUUAUUAUACAAGAAAACAUCAGAGAAAUCGCAGCCGCCAAACAAGCCGCUGUUCCUCCUCCUCCUCACUCUAGCGGGAGUGAUGAAGAAGUUAGUCAACUUUUGUUGGAUUUCGUCUUUGCCGCCCUGGACACUAACACUUCGUCACUGCUCUGGGCAGUGACUCUUUUGGAUUCACAUCCUGAGGUCUUGGCAAGAGUGCGUGAGGAGGUCGCCGGUGUCUGA
Messenger RNA from Ilex paraguariensis (yerba mate), 1002 nucleotides. The record is from the annotation of a GenBank genome assembly. NCBI's taxonomy places the organism in Eukaryota, Viridiplantae, Streptophyta, Magnoliopsida, Aquifoliales, Aquifoliaceae.